Molecule: messenger RNA, 2887 nt
Organism: Ictalurus furcatus (blue catfish)
Lineage: Eukaryota; Metazoa; Chordata; Actinopteri; Siluriformes; Ictaluridae
Gene: kctd12.2
Product: potassium channel tetramerisation domain containing 12.2
Exons: 1
Coding region: 420-1268 (282 amino acids)
Biological process (GO): protein homooligomerization; regulation of G protein-coupled receptor signaling pathway
Cellular component (GO): postsynaptic membrane; presynaptic membrane
Molecular function (GO): protein binding
Source: RefSeq, a predicted model, not a curated record
CACACAUCAAAACAUCAAGAAAACACGAUGGUGCAUUUAUUAUUGUUUAGGUUUUGUAUAAAAUGCUUGAAGAACCCAGCUCAGUUCAUUAUAGACCAGUCUUGCUGAAUGAACUCAUCUCGUACCACGUUCCAUUAAAAGCAUGUCAUACUGAAGCAACCCAAAUCCAUUCUGUAUCUACAUAGACAACCAUAUGCACACACUAGAGGGUUGUGAUUUCGUGUCGUGGUGUGUUAAAGAGAGUGAAGAGUUAACCCUAAAACAGUCCUCCCGUUUCCUCCUCCCACCUAACUCCUUCAUAAACAAACCUGAAAAGAUCCGCUCUCACUCUUUUUCUUUCUUUUACACAGCUAAGGAUAAAGAUAAAGCUGGUUGGGUUGGGGUUUUUUUGUGUGGGGGAGACAGAUGUUCUAGCAGAAAUGGCUCAAGCAACUGAAAGGAGAGUAGAAAGCUCCACGUCGGCUUUCCCUGAAAUCAUCGAGCUGAAUGUCGGCGGCCAGAUUUACGUUACGCGGCACUCAACUUUACUCUCCGUGCCCAACUCUUUACUCUGGAGCAUGUUUAAAGAGCACAACUCGUCCCAGCUGACCCGGGACAGCAAAGGGCGCUACUUUAUAGACCGGGACGGAUUUCUGUUCCGCUACAUCCUGGAUUACCUGCGCGACAAGAACCUGGCGCUGCCCGAGUACUUCAAAGAGCGAGCGAGUUUGCAGAAAGAGGCUGAGUUUUUCCAUCUCCCCGAUCUGGCACGUCGUCUCCGGCCUCCUCAGGUCAGUAAGGAGAACUCUAUCGGGGAUGAGGCGUUUCACAGCGACCCGGAGGAAGCAGCGGUGUCGUGCGCCCUCGCCGGUGCCAGUGCCAGCGGCAGCGCAGCCACCGGGCCGCGCUCUCCGUCUCUGGAAGCGCGCAAGUUCGGCUACAUCACCAUCGGCUACCGCGGCUCGUACACGAUCGGACGCGACAUCCAGAACGACGCCAAGUUCCGCCGCGUCGCCAGGAUUACCGUGUGCGGCAAAACCUCGCUCGCCAAAGAGGUGUUCGGCGACACGUUGAACGAGAGCAGGGACCCCGACCGCCCCCCGGAGAGGUACACGUCCCGCUAUUACCUCAAGUACAACUUUCUGGAGCAGGCGUUCGACCGGCUGGCCGAGGUGGGCUUCCACAUGGUGGCGUGCAACUCCACAGGGACGUGUGCGUACACCAGCAGCGACCCCAAUGAGGACAAAAUCUGGACCAGUUACACCGAGUAUGUGUUUUGCAGAGAGUGAGGCGAAGUGGACCUGCUCUUCUGGUGGUGUUGUUGUUGGAAACAGUGCCUAUUUCCAGCAGUUUAUAGCACAGCUAUACGUGUACUCUCAGAAAUGAAGGUACCUGUAACUGUACUUUUCCUUGUCACUGAAGCGGUACCAUCAACUGUACACCUUGUACAUUUAGUAUGUAUCUUUACCUGCAAAAGUGUAUGUGGUGCAUUUUAAUCCGCUUUGGGUUGUCCUCAAGGGCCGGUUAUGUACCUUGUAUUAUUUUUAAACUGGGAAUGAUGCAUAAAAGAUGUACGCUUGAUUCUACCACACCGAUGGCAAGCAAAAACACAGAUUUGUACCUUUAUUUCAGAGAUUGUACUCUCAAAAAAAACAACCACAAAAAAAAAGUAGUCUACUAUUGCUUGUCACUGGGGUUGUAUGACCACAAGAGCGUACAACCUGUACUUGUAGCACGUAUCAUUCACCUAGCAUUCCUUUAAAAUUCCUGUCCUACCUUAAAUCAGGGCUUCUCAGCUCCAGUUCUGAGGACCCACGAACACCAUGACAAGCCAGAUCGACUACUUUCAUGAGUCAGAGGUGGGUCAGAAGUGGGGAGAAAUUGAGAACCAUGGGUGAUGCACGGAAAUGAAGUUCGGAGGAGAUUCCAGGGCCGCAGGACCUAAGAAGACCCAAGGGAAGGAAAAUUGUUCAGUGUGUUAACCUGGCAGGGUGCCCAAAAUCUCUCCUCCUGCCUUAAAAUGUUUAAACGUAAACCACGUCCACUUUAUUAGACAAAGGAUGCGUACUACAGGUACUAAUGAUGUACUAAUCAGGAUACCACACUAUUGAGAAGAAAUGAUACAGUUUAGUAUCUUUAUUAUUAUUUUUUUUUGGGCCUUGGUACAGCUCAGUACCUGUUUUUCCCAGUUUAGGCCUUGUAGAUGUGUGAUAAUAUCAGUCCACACCGAUUAGCAUAAAAACGUAGUGUGUUUGCCAGAAGUGUAAUGAUUAGCGAGCGUCAGCAGCAUUUGGCACUCAUGUUAUUAAGGUUAAACAAUUCAGCAAGGUUUGGUAAGAAUGCACAGGAAAAACCCUCUCAUGUUCUCAUAACAGAUGCAUGCAGGCAUGUCCAGACUUAGGUAGUUUCAGUUUGUCCAGGCAUGUGCAGAGAAUGUAAUGUUACCAGUUUGAGAAGAAAUGUGACUGAAACGUGGAGACCUGUUGCCUGACACGGAGGACAUGGAGGACACUGCUCCUCUUUAAACUCACUGCCAUUUCAUCUUAACAUCCCACUGACUUCUUUCCCGGUCGUUGUCCUUUUCUAAUCUCUCCCACUGGAUAUAUUUUUCCGAGUGGCGGCUGUCACUGUCUCACGGUGUUUUUCGAUAACCAGAGCUUCGGUUUCCUGUGUGAUGUAAACAGUUUUAGCUCACAUUGAAAUGGGUUUCCAUUUUGCUCUGUCAGAUAGCAACAGCACCCUAAACAUAAGGCUGUUUCUGUACUAAACAACAGCUCUCACUCUGAAUUUUUAACCAACUCUUUCCGAUCUGAGCUAAAUGAUGUGAUUUGUUUCCUUUGCACUUGUAUAUUUGAAAUUCCUCAUGGGUUUCUUGUAUGACUGAAACAAUAAACUAAAUUUAAAAAGA